Coregonus sp. 'balchen' is the source of this 4829-nucleotide messenger RNA. NCBI's taxonomy places the organism in Eukaryota, Metazoa, Chordata, Actinopteri, Salmoniformes, Salmonidae. The record is from the annotation of a GenBank genome assembly.
UGACAAAGGUUGCUGUAGCAAGCUAGGUACAGUAGCUAUCUAACAUGACCUAUCUAGCUAGAAACAGUAGAUAUGUCAACGAAAUUAUUUCCUAAAAUAUGUGUUAAACAGAAUAGUAUUUUAGAAGACAAAUGUAAGUAUGAGCCCUAUGGGUUCUAUUUAGCCAUUGAUCAUGACUCCGUUCCAUGACAUGACACAUAAGUCAUUGGACAAAGGCGUCUUCUGUAGGGGGGUGUUUUGUUAAGAUCCCUGACGCUAGAUCUGAACAUUAACACGCAUCGCUUGCGGUACGGUAUUGGAAGCAUAAGGACCUUCUCUUUCAUAUCAGCGAGACAGGGUGGUUUGUGUUCCCAUACGGCCAUAUCACCAUGUUACAGCACUUGUUUACGGAAAACAGACAGAAGACAAGAGGCGACCACCUGUGCUAAUUAGCUAUCUAGCAUGCCCAGAACAGCUGUGCAUAAGCAUAAUUCAGGAAGUCUAGCAAGAAAUGUAGUUUCGUUGGAUGGAGGCAUCCAUAGCUGUAUGGAUCUAUGCAAAACUGCUACAGUAAUUUUAUUCGAAGGAUUCUUUCUCGCUGAUGAAAGAUAAUGGCUAUAUGUUUCGAAAGCCUUAUCACAAGCGAUGAUUAUUUACGUUUCUAAACGUUAAAUAUGCACUAUGCAGACAACGCUCCACAAUUUCCUGGUUGCUAACAGUCUAAUAGUUUGCCUAAUUUCAGUUUAUGUGACAAAACAAGCUAGUAUAGUGUAGACUAUCAUUGUACCAUCUAAACUGCUGUGAAAUAUCUGUUCCAUAACCAAAAAUAUUGUAUUUUCAGCUGUUUGAAGCUGGUGUACAAAACCAAAAGUAAAAUAUGCAAAAACGAAACUUAAGAACAGGGAGCAUAGAAAUAGCACACAUAUAACAGAUCUACCAUUUUGCAGACUUGCGUUCAAUGAGAAUGACAGAUCUAUAACACACAUUUCUAUGCGAAUUUCGUUGGGUCCCCCAAAAAGUUACAUAUUGCAGCUUUAACCCAGCAUUGGGAUUGUAGUUGUGGGCAAAGCUAAUUGAGUAGCACAGUAUGAGUCAGACAACCUGGAGAUGGUUCCAAUUGUUUUUUCACCAUACAUUUUUCCAUCUGGGAUUUUAGAACUACUUCAUAUAAGGUCUGUGUUUUGUGUAGGCUUACCCUGGCUUGACGUUUUGAUAACCGCACAAAUCUCUCUAGGACAAGGUCACUUUUAUCAGUAAUUAGCUUUGCUCAUUUUUUUUGAGUAAAUAAUAUAUUGAUAAAACUCAACUUGUCCGAGAAAUAAUUACACGGCUAGCAAAACAUCACAAGGUAAGCCUACACCAAACACACAAUUCAUUUGAAUUUUUUGUUAAAUGAAUGGCGGAAAACCCAUUGGGACCAUUUCCGUGUUUUUAUGGGUAUUAUGGCGCGUCCAUUGUGGAGGACUAUGGCUGAGAACUGUAGGGAGAAGGCAGAAUGCCACCUAGAGUUUGAGAGCUAGGGUCUAUUCAUCUUUUUUAAUUUAAAAAAAUAAUAUUCUUCAUCAACCAUCUCCCUGACCACCUUCCUCUAUUCAAGCCAUGAACUGUCCCUCUCCAUUUUUGGCACUCAAAGACUUGGCCUGUAUUGGUUGAUGUAACUAUACAGUAGCUAGGCUACUCGUGAUGAUGUAUUGCUUGUUUGUUUUUUGCUUUUGAAGCACUUUGUGAUUGUUAUGAAAAGGGCAAUAGAAAAUUUAUAAAUUAUACAUUAUUAUUCACACUGGUCAAGUAACUUAGCAAAGGCUAAAAUUAGUAUCUGCUAAAAUGCUGUAGCUAUAACCAGGAUAUAUUAUGUUAUCAACAUGUACAGUAGCUACAUAAAUUAGACAUUUCAACAGCUCCUGACAAGGAAUUUACAUCAAUUAAUGUAUUGCCUGUUAUUAUUUGAUGUCAUUAGCCCUGUACAAUCAAUUUUAUCUUAUCUGUCUUACAGAUCUGACAUAACAACCACAUCAAAAUGCUUCCAGUAGCCUACUGUCAAAGGGUGAAAAUGUUUAUAGCGAUGGGAGUGUUGAACAACACACGGCAGCUUGCUCUGAAAGCUGUGAGAUGGCAGACUAGCACAAGCCCUUUCUCAAUAUCCAGAUCAUGGCUAUCUACUGUACCCCAGAUAGGGGACCAAAACAUCCUGCUAAUGGGUCCGCCUGGAGCAGGAAAAACCUCAGUGGGGCGUGUUGUUGCUCAAAGACUAGGAGUGCCUGUCAUUGACGUGGACGACCAUGUCCUGGAGGUGACAUGGAAGAUGCCGGUGGCUGACAAGCUGGCUGAGGUCGGAGGUGAACGUUUCCUGGAAGAAGAGGGUCAGGCUCUGUGCAAAUUCUCCACCUCUGGUAGUGUCAUCUCCCUAACAGGAUCCAACCCACUCCACUCUGGGGCUAUGCAGCACCUCAAACGCACUGGCCUGGUAGUGUAUCUGGAUGUAGCCACCGAUGACAUCAUACAGAGGCUCUCCAGGAUGAAGGUUAACAGGAUUGUGGGCCAGGAGGCUGGGGUCCCCAUGAGGCAGAUUCUACACUACAGGAAGCAGUUUUAUGAGAAAUGGCUUGACACUAGAGUGCUCUGUGGGACUGGAGAUACUGUUGAGGAGAUUGCAGAGAAGGUGCUUCAGGCUGUGGAGAGAUACCAGAACUCGGAUUCGGAGACCUUUGUGUCAACCAGGAGUGAUAACGGAUCAUCUAGUGAUUCAAAAUACUUCAGUGACGUUGUUUUAGAGGGGUUAGCUCCUGAUGGUGGACUAUACGUGCCCCAAAAAGGCUUUCCAAAGCUCGACGCACGAGAAUGGCUAAGACUAGCAGAAAUGUCCUAUCCUGAACGAGCCUUAGCCAUCCUUGAAAAGUGCAUACACCCCAUGGAUAUCCCUGGUACCGAGCUCAGAAGAAUGGUGUUCAGAGCUUACGGGGUUAACUUUGCCAGCGAGGCCAUUGCACCGGUGAAACACCUUAUUCAUAACCAGUUUGUGCAGGAGCUCUUCCACGGCCCCACUGCUUCGUUUAAAGACCUGGCAUUGCAGUUGAUGCCUCAGCUCUUUGCCUAUUGUCUCCCACAAAUGUGCAACUACCUCAUCCUUGUGGCAACAUCCGGUGAUACCGGCAGUGCAGUGCUGAGUGGGUUCGGCAGCCUGAAUGACCUGGACCGGCAGAGGGUCGGCGUGCUGGUGUUCUUCCCAGAGGAAGGAGUGAGUGAGAUCCAGAAGCUACAGUUGACAGCCUACAUAAAGGCCAAUGCCAGGGCUGUCAGUGUCCUAUCCGACUUUGACUUCUGCCAGAGGGCCAUUAAGACCAUGUUUGGGGAUUCAGGUCUGACAGGACAUUUGGCUAUGGAGUAUGGCACUGUCCUCAGCACCGCUAACUCCAUCAAUUGGGCAAGGCUGCUACCACAGGUGAGGUCAUGCUGUAAGAUGACAUGGUAGUACUUGUGUUAUUACGACUCACAAAAUGUGCUUGAUAUAUGAACUGUAAACUGAUUAUUUCUUAUUUGUAUUAUAGGGGAUUAACAAACCCUUCUUAAUUCUAUACAGGGGUGGGGGUGAAUACAUUCUAAAUUAACAUGAAUUACAUAUAGCUAUCCUAAACAAUUCAUUAUUGUUUGAUUUAUUCAUUUCAUUUCAUUCAGUCUAGGCUACUUAAUAUCUUGGUAUGUUGUUGUACAGCUCAAGUAGCAUUACUUCAUUACCUCCUGUUUCUCCCCAGGUGGUCUAUCACGCCUCAGCAUAUCUAGAUCUUUUCAAAGAUGGGGUUGUCAAGUUCGGAGAGCCCAUUGAUGUAUGCAUCCCUACCGGUAACUUUGGCAAUGCCAUGGCAGCCCUGUACGCUAAGCAAAUGGGUAUCCCAAUAAGAAAAAUCAUCUGCGCUUCCAACCAAAACCGAAUAGUUUCCGACUUUAUUACGACAGGGGUGUGUGAUCUCCGAAACCAGCCUCUCAUUGCCUCGCACUCCCCAGCCAUAGACAUCCUUAAAUCCUCCAACCUGGAGAGAUUUCUCUACCACACCUCAGGUGGUGAUGGCCAUCUUGUUAGAGAUCUGUUCACACGCUUAGAGAAAGACCAGUACUUCAAAGUCUCUGAGUCAUUGCUUCAAAAGAUACAGGAGGAUGUGGUGGCUGGCUGGUGCUCUGAAGAGGAAUGUCUGGCUGCCAUCCAAAAUGUUCACACCAAAACUGGUUACGUGAUGGACACACACACCGCCGUUGCCAAGGCGGUUGCUGACCGGCUACAGGACCCGUGGUGUCCAGUGGUGAUCUGUUCCACAGCGCACCAUGGGAAGUUUGCCCCCGCAGUCCUCAAAGCGCUGCAGUGCCCGAACACUCAUUACAACACCUCAGAUCCUCUGGACCAGCUGAGGGAGCUGGCCUCUGUAGCGUCCACACCUCGGAUGCACCAAAAAAUGCUUCAGUGCCUGAAGGAAAACAGUAGAGGAGAACAUACAGUGUGUCAAGCUGAUUUCAGUGUGUUAGUGGAGGAGGUGGAAUCCAUGAUUCAAGACUCUUUCUUGAAAGUUCUUUAGGUCUCUUUCAGAUAAACAAACAGUUAAUGACUCUGGACCAGGUGUAGUGUGGUAGUGUGGUACAUUUUAUUUUCAUUCAGUCUGUUGAGGGCAGUUGAACAUGAAAGUCAAUUCACGAAUUGAUAAACCAUUAUAUGAAUUAAUGUGGGGGUUUUUUUGUCUUAUGAAUUGUGCAAUUGAUCUCCUUAUUUGACAGAAUUUGGGUUUAGAUUAUGUUUCUACAGCGACUGGAGAUGUCCUAACCACAUACAGUGCCUUCAGAAAGUAUUCAGACCACUUGACUUUUUC